Asparagus officinalis (garden asparagus) is the source of this 1121-nucleotide messenger RNA. RefSeq names its product psbP domain-containing protein 4, chloroplastic. Gene Ontology annotation, cellular component: photosystem II; extrinsic component of membrane; photosystem II oxygen evolving complex. Gene Ontology annotation, molecular function: calcium ion binding. Gene Ontology annotation, biological process: photosynthesis. The transcript has 5 exons. Bases 148 to 921 code for a protein of 257 amino acids. The record is from RefSeq and is a predicted model, not a curated record. NCBI's taxonomy places the organism in Eukaryota, Viridiplantae, Streptophyta, Magnoliopsida, Asparagales, Asparagaceae.
AUUCACAAAAGCAGGAAGAGAUAUAAGGGGAGAGAAAAAAAGAGGCUGGAGGAGAAGAGAAGAGCAGAGCAACACAAAUUAGCCAAUCACUUCUAAAGCUCUUCAUCAAACUCAAUAAAGAAAGAAGCUGAACUUAACAGAGAGCAAAUGGGCACUGCAGUCUUCACUACUAGCUGCUGCUUCUCUCUCAGCCGAAUGCAGAGACUCAGAACGAGAGCUUUCUGUUCACGGGCAGCAAGAGGAGAUGAGGAGAGAGAUGGGGUUGGGACUCUAGGGAGGAGGCCUGCUUUGGUAUCUGGGCUUUCUUUAGCUUCUGGGGUUUUGAUGGGCUUUACAGGAGAUGGGGUUGCUGCAGUGAAGCAGGGGCUUUUGGCUGGAAGGAUUCCUGGAUUAUCAGACCCAGAUGAAAAUGGUUGGAGGACUUAUAGGAGGCCAGAUGAAAAGUCUGGAGGACAUGGAGUUGGGUGGAGUCCUAUAAUCCCAUACACCUUCAAAGUUCCUCAAGGCUGGGAAGAGGUUCCUGUAUCAAUUGCAGACCUUGGCGGAACAGAGAUUGACUUAAGAUUUGCAAACAGUCAACAAGGUCGCUUGUUUGUUAUUGUGGCUCCAGUUCUAAGAUUUUCUGCAGAUCUCGGUGAUGAUGUUAAAAUAGAACAGGUUGGGUCGCCGGAAAAGGUGAUAAAUGCAUUCGGACCAGAAGUGAUUGGAGAAAAUGUAGAAGGCAAAGUUUUAAGCAUGGAAGAAGCAGAUUAUUCUGGGAGAAAAUAUUACCAGUUUGAAUUAGAACCUCCUCAUGUACUAAUUACCGCUACUGCUGCUGGAAAUAGACUUUACCUGUUUGGUGUCACUGCAAAUGGUUUGCAGUGGAAGAGGCAUUACAAGGAUUUAAAGCAGAUUGCACAGUCCUUCCGUGUUGUUUAGAAGAUUGAUACAGAGUAAGAGGCAAUUGGAAUAGAAAUAUAUUGCAAUGAAAAGCUUUGCGUGUACUUUGAUCAGAAACCUCAGUGGCAUUUCUUUGGGGAGUUCUUGAUUGUUUCGACUCGAAUGUACAAGCAUAAACAACAUAAAUCUAAAUGUGAUGUGAUUUGCACUUUUUGAUAUUUUAGUGCAUCUGAGUAAAA